AUGCCUCCCAAGAAGAACACCACCCCUUCCAAGGCAAAGGCGCCUGCCGCCGCGCCUGCCCAUGGCUCCUACAUCGACAUGGUCAAGGAUGCUAUCAUCAACCUUAAGGAACGCAAUGGAUCAAGCCGUCAAGCUAUUCAGAAAUACAUUCGUGCCAACAACAAGGUCGAGAAUGUCACCGAUGCCGCCUUCAGGAGUCACGUUAACCGCGCCAUAACUUCAGGCGAGGAGAAGGGUGACUUCGCGCGUCCUAAGGGCACGUCUGGACCAGUGAAGCUUGCGAAGAAGGAGGCCAAGCCUGUCACUGCCACCGCUACCAAGAAGUCUGAGCCCAAGGCUGAGAAGAAGACCACUGAGAAGAAGGUCACCGAGAAGAAGACCGCUGAAAAGAAGACCGAGAAGAAGACUGAGAAGAAGGUCGCCGAGAAGAAGGCUCCCGCUACCAAGAAGGCCACCACCACUAAGGCUAAGGCUACUACCACCGCCACCAAGGCUGCUCCCAAGAAGGCCGCCGGCCGCCCAAAGAAGGCUACCACCACAGCUGCUGCCACCAAGGCUGCUCCUGCUGCUAAGCCCAAGGCCAAUGCUAGCAAACCCCGCAAGACUGCUCCAACCACUGCCGCCGCCCCUGCCGUCGAGGAGGAGGUAUCGCGCGUUCUAGGCAAGACCAAGUCUGGCCGUGUCACCAAGACCAAAGCUCCCGCCGCAGCCAAGGCAACAAAGAAGGCACCAGCAGCAAAGAAGACUGCUGCGGCGAAGAAGGCCACCACACCGAAGAAGAAGGCCACACCUAAGAAGGCCACACCAAAGGCCAAGGCAUGA
Alternaria arborescens is the source of this 822-nucleotide messenger RNA. RefSeq lists its product as hypothetical. Gene Ontology annotation, cellular component: nucleosome. The record is from RefSeq and is a predicted model, not a curated record. Bases 1 to 822 code for a protein of 273 amino acids. The transcript has 6 exons. Gene Ontology annotation, biological process: nucleosome assembly. Gene Ontology annotation, molecular function: DNA binding; structural constituent of chromatin. Lineage: Eukaryota; Fungi; Ascomycota; Dothideomycetes; Pleosporales; Pleosporaceae.